UGCUGCGGAGAUGGCCAGAUUCCGCUCUGGCCCGUCUGCUUCGGGCAUGCGCUGUAGAAGAAGCGCGCUCGGUCCGCAUUUCGUGGCGUAAGUGCUGUUUCGUUGUCACCUGCAUUCACGUUCCGACUUUCCAGCACUCUCGCCUGCAACCUCCUGGCGUCUAUCGAGUGAAGUGAUUCACCUGUCUUCCAGGCCCCCGCACGCGCAUACACCGGGCGCCAGACUCUAUUCCCGCCCUCCUGUCCAGCAUACAUCACACUGCCGCGCUUCGUUCUAGUCUUGUCCCUGCCAGUCCCGACAUCAGAUCAUGAGAUCCUCAAAUCCCCUGCGGUAGCGACACCGUUCCUCAUCCAGCGCAGCUCACUUACACCCCUCAUACUCUGCACGGCAUGGGCAAACUCAUCAAAAACCACUGGGCCCGUCUGGUGGUCUUGACGGCAGCAGCAUUCCACUUCGGCGCCGCCCUCGAAUGCUACUUCUGGCCCAAAAUCUUCUGGGACUUUGCGACCAAGAACCUCGACGGCGCCGUCAAACCGGUGCCCAUCCUGCAGACCAUCAACAUCGUCUUCGCCCUCAUCAGCCUGAUGUACGAGUGGCCGCUCAAAUACGUCGCCGGCACCACGAUCCACAAGAGCAUGGUGUUAAGGAUGUUUUGGCUGCCGUUGAUGAGCUUGAGUGCGGCGCUGCUAUACCAAGGCAUGAACCCGGCAAUGUACUAUUUGAUUGGCCUCGGCGCGUAUUUCUGGGCGUAUUCCGAGGGAGAGGUCAUCUGUGCUGUUCCGUGGACGCUGCCCAAGAGGCAUGAUAUAGCGCCGCGAUCGGACAAGAUCUGGCGUUAACAGUGGUCUGGAACUAUCGGCUCAGACGGUGGCAUAGCGAGGCUACGGAGUUACAUGGACGCUUAUGCAUAGGAAAUGAAGAGAUUGAGAACUUUCGACAA
Neohortaea acidophila is the source of this 940-nucleotide messenger RNA. RefSeq lists its product as uncharacterized. The transcript has 3 exons. The coding region runs from base 390 to 839 and encodes 149 amino acids. NCBI's taxonomy places the organism in Eukaryota, Fungi, Ascomycota, Dothideomycetes, Mycosphaerellales, Teratosphaeriaceae. The record is from RefSeq and is a predicted model, not a curated record.